CCUACUUGGUCAUGAAUGCAGCAUAAAUUGAAUAUAGCAAUACGCACGCGCGUAAUGACAUUUGACGCUGAUCGAGAUUUUCCUAGUGGUAUCGAAAGUCUUGCUAUCCCUUUUAGCCAAGUGUAGGCCAGUAAACCGUGUUUGGUAGGACUCUGGAACCCCGAACAGCGAAUUCAUAAAAGGACCCGUCGUCACAUUUAUUGCUAAGUUACCACUCUUUGUACUGUGUUUCUGUCCUGUGGCUAAGCUAAAAGAUGGUGAAGCCAGACAUUCACACUCUGGCCCACCACCUGAAACAGGAGAGGCUGUAUGUGGCUUCAGAGAAACAGCUUAUCCAGCGACUCAAUUGUGAAGUACUCAAGACUGCAGAAAAGCUCUACCGUGCAGCCUGGAUAGCUAAGCAACAGAGGAUUAACCUUGAUCGCCUCAUCCUCACCAGUGCUGAGGCAUCCCCAGCUGAAUGCUGUUUGCAUGCUAAGGUGUUAGAGAGUACACAGUUUGUUGAUGGCUACAAGACUCUGGGAUUUCAGGAGAGUAUCUACGGAGAGUUCCUUGGGCGACUGAGGGAAAAUCCACGCCUGGUGGCCUCGUGUCUGGUUGCUGGGGAGAAGCUUAACCAAGAACAUGCACAAGGCGUGAUCCACACUGUUUUUACCUCACUUUAUGGAAACUGCAUCAUGCAAGAGGAUGAAAUCUACCUACUACAAGUCCUGCGUUAUCUAAUUGAGUUCGAGCUGAAGGAGAGUGAUAAUCCACGUCGUCUUCUACGGCGGGGCACAUGUGCUUUUAGUAUCCUGUUUAAGCUAUUUUCUGAGGGCCUGUACUCUGCCAAACUAUUCCUCACUGCCACCUUACAUGAGCCCAUUAUGCAGCUGCUGGUGGAAGAUGAAGACCAUCUAGAGACUGAUCCAGCCAAAGUGACUGAAAGAUUCACGCCAACACAACAGGAGCGCCUUUUUGGCGAAAAGGGCUCAGAUUCCUACAGUCAAAAGAUUCAGGCAGUUGUAGAAUCCAAUCAAGCCAAGCUUGUGGUUCUUGUGAAUUCAUUUAUUGGCUAUUUGAAGCAAAAUACCUAUUGCUUCCCUCAGAGCUUGCGCUGGAUCGUGUCACAGAUGUACAAAUCUUUGGUGCAAAUGGAGGGGCUAGAUGUUGGGGAGGUGAGGACCAUGUGCACAGACCUGUUGCUGACUUGUUUCAUCUGCCCAGCCAUUGUCAGCCCUGAACAGUAUGGAAUCAUCUCGGAUGCUCCCAUUAAUGAAGUGGCACGCUUUAACCUAAUGCAGGUGGGGCAGUUGCUACAGCAGUUAGCCAUGGCUGACACAGAUGAUGGAGAUCCUCGACGGAAAAGCAAUUUGUCGAAAUUUGACAAGAGUUGUGUCGCUGCCUUUUUGGAUGUAAUGACUGAUGGAAGAAUUAUGGAGACCCCUCCCAUGUCUUCAAUGAACCUUUUAGAGGGUCUCACACGAACUGUGGUUUAUAUCACAAACAAUCAGCUUCUGGCUUUGGUGGACUUUAUGCGCAGUGUGACUGCUGGUGACCAGCUCAGAGAGGAAGACCACUUGGCUUUGGAGACUCUGCUAACCAAUGUACCUCAGUCCCAUCCAGUCAAGAGCAACAGUGUGGAGCUCACACCUCAGCUUUCCCCAGCUACGACAUCUGCCAACAGGAAGAACAGACUACCCCUAGCAGCCACCCGUAGCCGCUCCCGCUCCAACAUCACUCAGGACACAGAGUCGGAUGCUAGUUACCAGGAUCCCCAGCAGGAAGUCAUGCCUGAGGAGGUUUUGGUCAUCUCAUUAGGAACUUCCUCGCAGACCAUGCCUGGAAUGAUGCCUGAAAAUGAGGUGCUGAACUUGCAACUUUCUGAUGACCCUCAAGGAGAUGCCCCAUCUGAUGAGGCUAAACUGCAUGGCAAACCUGACAAAACCCUCCGCUUCUCUCUAUGCAGUGACAAUCUGGAAGGAGUCUCUGAGGGGCCAUCUAACCGCUCAAACUCUGUCUCAUCUCUGGACAUGGAAGCGGAAUCUGUGUCUGACUUGGGCCCAGGGCCAUCUGUCAGUAAUGGUGUUGAAGCUCUGCAGCUACUGGAACAUGAACAAGCCACCACACAGGAUAAUCUGGAUGAUAAACUCAGAAAAUUUGAGAUUCGGGACAUGAUGGGUCUGACAGAUGAUCGGGAUAUCUCCGAGACGGUCAGUGAAACCUGGAGCACUGAUGUCCUUGGUAGUGACUUUGAUCCUAAUAUAGAUGAAGACAGACUUCAGGAAAUAUCAGGGGCUAUGGUGGAGCAUAUGCUGGGGAGUCUACUGUGCUUCCCAGCACCUGGCCCUGUUCUUUUGGACCCCUGCGGUUCAACAGAGACUACAAGUGAGGCUUGGAGUGUGGAAGUCCUGCCCAGCGACUCAGAAACUGCAGAUUUAAAGCAAGAGGAGCGCUUGCAGGAGUUAGAAAGCUGCUCAGGGGUGGGCAGCACUUCAGAUGAUACUGAAGUCAGAGAGGUCAGCUCCCGACCAAGCACCCCAGGAUUAAGCAUCAUCUCAGGUGUUAGUGCAACAUCUGAAGACAUCCCCAACAAGAUUGAAGACCUGCGCUCAGAAUGUAGCUCAGAUUUUGGAGGUAAAGACUCUGUCACAAGCCCAGAUGGAGACGAUUCUGUACACGGAGCGCAUGGUUUGUCCUGUGCACCUGCUCAAGCUGAUAGUCUGCUGACCAUGUUUGAUCCUCUCUCCUCUGGAGAAGGUACUGGUACCGUAGUUCGGCCUAAGGCACACUAUGCUAGGCCCCCUCAUCCUCCCCCAGACCCACCAAUCCCAGAGACUUGUGCCAUAGGACCUUCUGAACCCAGAGCAUCUCUCUUCUCCACCCAUGAUCCGGAGCACCCCAAGCAGAGGCACUCGUAUCCUGAACGUCUCGUCAGGAGCCGCAGCACAGACAUCGUAUGUGCAGGGCGCAGACCCAAUAGUGAUCCAGGAAUAAAUCGCAGGACCAUGGUGGAAGAUCAGGACCAAGCGGUUGCUUUUGCUACUGGAUCCACCACGUCCCCAAGCAAAGAUUCGCUCAAAGUGGAGCUUGAUGACAAAAAGGACAGUGAUGACGAGAAAUCGGAUAGGAACAGACCCUGGUGGAAGAAACGAUUUGUUCCUGCCAUUCCUAAAGUGCUCUAUUGGACUGCAGAGAGUGAAAUGCCAGCACCAAUUGCAGCAUUCCGAAAGCGGGACAAGCAUGAGAAAGACGAUCUGGGAGCAGAGAAGGUCCCUCAAGAUGAGCCUUCAUUACUGGGGCAGAGCUGUCAGGCUCAGGCGGUAGAAGACAUAUUGGACAAAUACAGAAACAUCAAAAGAACCAGCCCGAGUGAGGGAGCAACACAGACCACCUAUGAUGUACCAGAAAUGUGUAAAGAGGGUGAAAGUGAACAUAAAUCCCAUAGAAAUGAGGGCCUACAGAACAUCUCUACGGAUGACCUGAUGGACUCUGCAAGCCAGACGGCACAGCCUCAGGACAGCAAGUUUUCCUUUAGUGAUGCUAAGAAGAAAUUACGUCUGGCUCUGUGCUCUGCAGAUUCUGUCGUUUUUCCUAUUAUGCCAGCUCUAACACGGAAUGGCCUCCCUGACCAUGCAGAUCCUCAAGACAAUGAGAUUGUGUGCUUUUUGAAAGUGCAGCUGGCAGAGGCUAUUAACUUGCAGGAUAAAAAUCAGAUGGCUCAGAUCCAGGAGACCAUGCGUUGUGUCAGUCGCCUGGACCCACGCACCUGCAGAAAGCUGCUCACAGCAAUUGCUGAGGACUACAGAAAACGGGCUCCGUACAUAGCGUAUUUGACACGGUGCCGGCAGGGACUGCAAACUUCUCAGGCUCAUCUGGAGAAGCUGUUGCAGAGAGUACUUAGAGAUAAAGAAGUGGCCAACCGCUAUUUUACUACUGUCUGUGUCCGACUGCUUCUAGAAGAUAUGGAGUCCAGGAUGCAGGACUUUAUCAAAGCAUUUCAGGGUUUCACAGCAGCUGAUGAUAAGACUGCAGCAGUGGAGGAUUUCCUGCGAUACCUCUAUGGUGCAAUGGCACAUGAUGUCAUCUGGCAGUAUGCCAGCGAAGAACAGCUACAAGAUGCCCAGAUGGCUAUUGAGCGCAGUGUCAUGAACCGCAUCUUCAAACUGGCUUUCUACCCAAACCAGGAUGGAGACAUUCUACGAGACCAGGUUCUGCAAGAGCACAUUAAUCGUCUGUCCAAAGUAGUGACUGCCAACCACAAGGCCCUCCAAAUCCCAGAGGUAUAUCUGAAAGAGGCUCCAUGGCCUUCUGCACAGGCAGAGAUCAGGACGAUCAAUGCUUACAAGACGCCGCGGGACAAGGUACAAUGCAUCCUGCGCAUGUGCUCCACCAUCAUGAAUUUACUCAGCUUGGCCAAUGAGGAUGCUGUGCCUGGAGCUGACGACUUUGUCCCUGUGCUUGUGUUUGUCCUUAUAAAGGCAAACCCACCCUGCCUUCUGUCCACCAUUCAGUACAUCAGUAAUUUCUAUGCCAGUCAGCUGAGUGGGGAGGAGUGCUAUUGGUGGAUGCAGUUCACAGCAGCCGUUGAAUUUAUUAAAACCAUUGAUGAACGCAAGUGAAACAGAACAGCCACCUGUAUGGGCAACUGUUGAAGGAGAAGAAAAGGAUGAAACUUCACAGCCAACUACACUGUCUUUCACUAAACCCACACAACAAGGCACUGCUUCACUUUGACUAGCUUAGUUAACUGUAUUUAGAGCCACACAGGCAUUGAAUGUUUAAAAAAAAAAAGGAAAAAGUGCCAUUAUAUUAAAAAAAUAAAAGUAAACUAUGUACAACUAUGUGAGGUGAUGUAGCUAGAUUUAACUGGGGAGGAGGAUGGGUAAGAUAUAUUAACCUUAAACUAAUUUUGGACUAUAUCCUUUAUUUUGAGUGAGGUGGUGGGACUUUUUUUUUUUUUAAUAUUAUUUAACUUGGAUAUUUGAAUAUCUCCAUGAACUAAAGAAGGGACCAGCCUUUUUGAUUGUGUAAUUAUAUUAGUGGAGGCAAGCAUAAGAGAAAAAUUAAGAGCCAUGCAUUCUCAUGUACAUUUUGCAAUCGUCAUUUAAAACCCUCUAUCAUAAUCCAGACUCCUACCACUUCACCUUAUUGCAGUUUUUGUGAUAGUUUCUUGCAUCACACUUUUUAAAAAGGCAGUUGGUUAAAUUUGUGUAUGCUGGUAGUCAUGUUCAUUUAUCAUUUCUCUUCCUUGACAAGUAAGGGCAUGCAUAUUUAUAUAACUAAAAGUAUAUUUAUUCUUUGUUUUAUGUGUAAUGUUUUUCAAAUUGGCCAUUGGAUGAGGCUAAUGGAACGAGCACUGUGGAGAAUAUUGCUCAAAUGAAAUGAAAUAUACUGAGAACUGACAAAACAGGGUUUCCUUUUGUGAGCAGAUAGAAUUGUGCUGUGUAUAAAUCUAUAUUUGCUUAGCAGACUUCUGGUUUGAUUUACUAUUUUAAUUAAAUUAUAGUAACUUGGUUUUGGGAUUGGUGAAUGUUUUUGGCCAUUUCAUAGAGUGGGAUCAAUUCUGUGCUGAAUAUAACAACCAAAAUGCUACCAUUAUAGCACUGGUACCUGAAGCAAUUACCUAUAUAUAUAUAUAUAUAUAUAUAUAUAUAUAUAUAUAUAAUUUUUUUUUUUUUUAAAUAAACAUUUACAUGGGUCAUAGAUGGAAAAAAAAUAUAAUUGGCUUUUGGCUUACAAAUGGUACAUAGUGAUUGAAAUUUUUAAAAACUUUGAGUACAAUUAAAUGGAUCCACUUCGAUUUUGUUCACGUUUUACUAAAGUGGAACAGAUCUCAGUCUCAUUUACUAGUCCCAUUAUUUUAGAACUAGGGGUGCAGGCUUUUUUUUUUUUUUGGUGUGUAUUAAUAUCCGUUUUCCUCCUAAUUCGGGUUUCUCAUUUAGCUUAUGUGAAUAUGGCAAAUGCCACAGAUAACAAAGACCUUUAUUUGCAGGAUACUUGAAUGUUCAUUAAAAACCAUAUUUUAAUGGGGUUUUGUCAAUCUUUUGUUUCCACAAAUAUUUUAAUCUUUCUUGGAAAAAAAAACUAGUGGCUCCAUUAUGCAUUUUGCUGGCAUGGUUUCCCAUGGGCUUAUAAUGAGGACGGGUGUAGUGUAGAAAUUUUCUUUACUGUAUUGUAAAAUGAUGAAUUAUAUCUUAACAAGUCUGCCAUGGAACCAUACUGCUUUUUUUUUUUUUUUUUUUUUGUAAAAGCUUUACAAUCUUUAACCAAUCUUUGUCCACUGCUCUUUGUAAAGAGUAUGCUCAUUAUUUUCAUGUCAUAGUGUGAUGUGUACGAUUGGGCACAUGGGAGAAAACUCUGUGAUAUAAACCUGUACAUAAUUCUUACACAACUAUUAAAGUUUUUUAGCUUAUAAUUGCACAAGAAUAACUGUUCUUGCUGUGUUUUGCAGCAUUAUGUGGCAGAAAAAAAGUUUAAAAGCCAUCAAAAUAUCUCAUCAUGCAUUUAGUGUCCGACAUCAUGAAUUAUAUAAAAUGUGUCCGAAAUCAAAGUUCAAGUUUUCAAACUGUUUUCUUUGUAUGACUGUUAGACUGGCUAUUGGUGUGUUAGUUGCCAGAUCUUGUCAAGGUGCAUAGAACACACAGACCACAGAGGAACAUAUUUAUAAAAAUUUUUGAGGAUGGCUCAAUAUGAAUAGUUGCUAAAAUCUGAUUGGCUGAAGGUGGCCAUGUUUGAGGUGAUUUAUUUUUAAAAAUGCAGCGACACACUGGCAGAUGCAGCAAACCAAAUUUCAGCUAAAUUGUACUUUUAGUUCCUGAGAAACAGCUAGUGGACUUAACUCCAGCCCUGAUUGAUGAGCACACCCCAACCCUUGAGGACAUCCUCAGAACCUUGUACUGAGCAUGCCUUUCAUUUUUGUGGCAAAAUUAAUUUAGCUUAAGCCAAGGAAUAAUAAAAAAAAAGUUUGAGUGUUGAACACAUGAGAUAUGGACCAAAGUGCUACCAUCAGACUGAUUUGAGCCCAUCUCACUUGCCUGCUUUUGGGUAGUGUGUGCUACUUGCUGACCAAGAUUCAUGUCUGAACGAUAUAUUUAAGUUAUUCCACGAAAUUGAGUCGUACAUGAGCUGAUGGCUGAUGAGGUGUGUGGCUAUAAUCCAUGUAUGACAAGAUUGAGUGGAAUAACUGUUUGAUUCCAUCCACAUUCACUGGAUUUUGAGAAAGUAUUUUUAUUUUUUGCAAAUUGGAUAAAUAAAAACUUUAUUCAAAACUUCCACUUCGAAUAUGGAAACCAGUGAAACGACGCUAGCAAUUUGUGGGAAAAUGCUAUAAUUCUUGAAAAAUAAAACAAAAUACAUUCUUA
Messenger RNA from Neoarius graeffei (lesser salmon catfish), 7343 nucleotides. RefSeq names its product GTPase activating protein and VPS9 domains 1 (gene gapvd1). The transcript is spliced from 28 exons. Gene Ontology annotation, molecular function: guanyl-nucleotide exchange factor activity; GTPase activator activity; calmodulin binding. Lineage: Eukaryota; Metazoa; Chordata; Actinopteri; Siluriformes; Ariidae. The coding region runs from base 255 to 4601 and encodes 1448 amino acids. Gene Ontology annotation, cellular component: endocytic vesicle; cytoplasm; cytosol. The record is from RefSeq and is a predicted model, not a curated record. Gene Ontology annotation, biological process: vesicle-mediated transport; regulation of GTPase activity; regulation of actin cytoskeleton organization.